This is a messenger RNA of Melitaea cinxia (Glanville fritillary), 2164 nucleotides long. RefSeq names its product transcription elongation factor SPT4 (gene spt4). Gene Ontology annotation, biological process: regulation of transcription elongation by RNA polymerase II; positive regulation of DNA-templated transcription, elongation; mRNA processing. The transcript has 4 exons. Gene Ontology annotation, molecular function: RNA polymerase II complex binding; zinc ion binding. The coding region runs from base 332 to 682 and encodes 116 amino acids. The record is from RefSeq and is a predicted model, not a curated record. Gene Ontology annotation, cellular component: DSIF complex; nucleus. Lineage: Eukaryota; Metazoa; Arthropoda; Insecta; Lepidoptera; Nymphalidae.
UACCUAGGUACUUUGUAUUUUUGUAUAGUUGUAUACCUAUAAUAUGUGCAAAUUGGCAAUGCUCUUUCAAAUGCUCUUUGGUUUUGAGUUGUUUAAGCAAGUUAUUUUACUCUUUGGUUUUGAGAGUAGAAUGAAUUGGUGUUAUACCUAUGUUUAAUAAUUUGUAACAAUUAAGUGAAUAGAAAAUCCACACCGGUAUAAAAUAUCGAACGAGUUUAUUAAAAAUAAAAAAAAGAUACAAUUUAGAUUAAAAACAAUUAGAAUAGUGGUUUUGUGCAUCUGUAAAAUAGAAACGACUUUCAACUUUAAGGAGAAAUAAAUAUAUAACAAAAUGUCUUUAGACACAGUUCCUAAGGAAUUAAGAGGUCUAAGGGCCUGUUUAGUGUGUUCUUUAAUCAAGACAUUCGAUCAAUUUGAAUAUGACGGGUGCGAUAAUUGUGAUGAAUUUCUACGCAUGAAAAAUAACAAAGAUAAUGUAUAUGACUGCACGAGUAAUAAUUUUGAUGGUAUGAUCGCUGUUAUGAGCCCAGAAGACAGUUGGGUUUGUAAAUGGCAAAGAAUAAGUAGAUUUUGUAAAGGAGUUUAUGCAAUCUCUGUUUCCGGACGUCUUCCAGCUGGCGUCAUUAGAGAAAUGAAGAGUCGGGGAAUUGCUUACAGGCCUAGAGAUACAAGUCAAAGAUAAGGAAACAAAGUUAUAAAUAUAAUACAAUUAAAAUAUUAUCUAACUUAAAUAAAUCUCUAUACCUUUGUAUGCUGCUUUGAUUAAAAGCAAAAAGAAAAAUAUCACUUUUUUGUAAUAGCAAUAGAUAUUUGUAACAGACACAGGAUUGUAUAUUCUUAAUAUACUUAUUCCCUGUGUUAUAUGUAACAGCUACACUACAGUCACUGCAAACUGCCAAGGGGCUAUAAUGUAAUGCAAUUUUUUAUAACAGAUACUGUCAUUAAUACAAAUAUUACAAACAAGUAUUUUAGAAAAGUGUAGGUAAAGAGAUAUUUGUAACACUAACAAAAUUGUUGAACAUAGCAGAGGCGGCUUUGUGAUAUUUUAUUGAUGGGGGUUCACAAAAAAAAAGCUAAAAAUUAGAGCAUUUAUUUUAUUUGUAUAGAAAAUCCAUUCUAUUCAUGUAGAUUCGCCACCACUGCAGGCGCCAGCUCCAAACACGAGACACGAAAAACAAAAUCAUUAAUUGCUUUCUUCACAUCCACACAACCAAGUGGUUUUGAAAUAUUGUUCAGAUUUAAAAACACACGUAAAAGAUUUAGUUUUCGUAUUACAUUUUCGAGUAAGUAGUAAGUACAAUCACGCUGUAUAUUAAAAGAUACACUGUAUUGUUCUAUUUUUAACAAAAAAUGUCACGCACAAACUAUUUUUUAAUACUUAUUUAAAGGCUGCUAACUGACGAAGUUGAUACGUUUGUUUGUGUACUUAAAAACGGCAACAGCGCAUAUGCAGUUGUCCCCGCGGCGCGUGGCACGCCCCGCACGCCACAAGCUCGAACUUGCGAUAUAUAUACGUCGCGCGUGAGCGAUGCUCCAGAUUAGGCUAAUUUCUCAUACGAAAUCUUUUAUUUUACGCGUCGGCCUAUCUCUUUCGCACUCAUUGAACAGUGCUAGAAGUAAUUUUCGUGGGAGUGCACUACACCAGCGCUCUUUAGGACGAGCCACCACUGGAACAUAGCAUCAUUGCAAAUCUCAUUGACUUAAUAAUUUGUGACAGUUGAACUUCUUUAGCACGUUGAACACCGCCUUGAUUUUUUAGUUUUUUUGGUUGAGCCAUAGGGGACACCAUGUAGUCGACACAAUUUUUCCGUUGGUGCCGCGGGGAAACCACAUGACCACGAGCCAGAGUCAACUUAAAAAAAUGUCUUAUAAAACAUGUCAUUAGUGUAAGGAAAAAUAAGUAAGAUCUUUAAGAAUUGGUAUGGUAGUGCAAUAAAAACUUGUCAUAAAAAUUUUGUAAAUAAGGACAAACUGGCCCCAUGGACUAAACAAGUGAGGCACAACUGGUGUCCCCCAUGGUGUUCAACGUGUUAACACACUAUGUAUUAGAAUUAAAAUUAAGAAUUAUAGGAUUAAAAUUGAACUGUGCAGCUACUUCAAUACUAUUAAUAAACGUGAAAAUAUAAACUAAAUUUUUGGUUAAUAAAAAUAUUUUAAAAGAAAA